Myotis davidii is the source of this 2171-nucleotide messenger RNA. RefSeq names its product zinc finger protein 143. NCBI's taxonomy places the organism in Eukaryota, Metazoa, Chordata, Mammalia, Chiroptera, Vespertilionidae. Gene Ontology annotation, biological process: regulation of transcription by RNA polymerase II; central nervous system development. Gene Ontology annotation, cellular component: nucleus. The record is from RefSeq and is a predicted model, not a curated record. Gene Ontology annotation, molecular function: RNA polymerase II cis-regulatory region sequence-specific DNA binding; DNA-binding transcription factor activity, RNA polymerase II-specific. The coding region runs from base 70 to 1842 and encodes 590 amino acids. The transcript has 2 exons.
GAGGCUCAGCAUGUUACCCUGUGCCUCACAGAGGCAGUAACUAGGGCUGAUGCUGACAAUUUAGAAAAUAUGGAAGGUGUAAGCUUACAAGCAGUAACACUUGCAGAUGGUUCUACCACUUAUAUACAGCACAAUUCUAAAGAUGGAAAACUCAUAGAUGGCCAGGUCAUUCAGUUGGAAGACGGUUCUGCUGCCUAUAUUCAACAUGUACCCAUACCUAAAAGUUGGGACAGUUUACGUCUAGAGGAUGGCCAAGCCGUGCAGUUAGAAGAUGGAACUACAGCCUUUAUUCACCAUACCUCCAAAGAUAGUUAUGACCAGAGCGCAUUACAGGCAGCUCAGCUGGAAGAUGGCACCAUGGCUUACAUCCACCAAGCAGUACAAGUCCCACAGUCUGAUACCAUCCUACCAAUUCAGGCUGAUGGUCCAGUGGCAGGUCUGCAUACUGGGGAUGCCACGAUUGAAACCAUCAGUGCUUUGGAACAGUAUGCAAAGGUAUCCAUUGAUGGAAGUGAAAGUAUAACAGGCACUGGAAUGAUUGGAGAAAAUGAGCAAGAGAAAAAAAUGCAGAUUGUCUUACAAGGACAUGCAGCAAGAGUAACUGCUAAGUCUCAACAGAGUGGAGAGAAGUCGUUUCGAUGUGAAUAUGAUGGUUGUGGAAAAUUAUAUACAACAGCUCAUCAUCUUAAGGUUCAUGAGAGGUCACACACCGGAGACCAGCCUUAUCAGUGUGAGCAUCCUGGCUGUGGGAAAGCAUUUGCAACGGGUUAUGGAUUAAGAAGUCAUGUCAGAACUCAUACAGGAGAAAAGCCAUAUCGGUGUUCAGAAGAUAAUUGUACUAAAUGCUUUAAAACUUCAGGAGAUCUACAGAAACAUAUCAGAACUCAUACAGGAGAAAGACCCUUUAAAUGUCAUUUUGAAGGCUGUGGUCGGUCUUUUACAACAUCAAGUAUCAGAAAAGUGCAUAUUAGGACACACACAGGAGAAAGACCUUAUUACUGCACAGAACCAGGAUGUGGAAGGGCAUUUGCCAGUGCAACCAAUUAUAAAAACCAUGUGAGGAUACACACAGGGGAAAAGCCAUAUGUUUGUACAAUCCCUGGGUGUGAUAAAAGGUUUACAGAAUAUUCUAGUUUGUAUAAACAUCAUGUUGUUCACACUCAUUCCAAACCUUACAACGAUAAACACUGUGGGAAGAUAUAUAAGCAGAUCUCCACGCUGGCCAUGCACAGACGGACUGCCCACAAGGACACAGAGCCAAUCGAGGAGGAGCAGGAAGCCGCCUUUCAGCCUCCGCCAGGUCAAGGUGAAGAUGUUCUUAAAGGGCCCCAGAUCACCUAUGUCACAGGUGUAGAAGGGGAUGAUGUUGUGUCUACACAAGUAGCCACAGUAACCCAGUCUGGGUUGAGUCAACAGGUUACACUCAUAUCCCAGGAUGGGACUCAGCACGUCAACAUAUCUCAAGCUCACAUGCAAGCCAUAGGCAAUACCAUCACAAUGUUAACGCAGGAUGGCACGCUCAUCACAGUCCCUGCUCACGAUGCAGUCAUCUCCUCAGCAGGGACACACUCUGUUGCUAUGGUAACUGCCGAGGGUACAGAAGGGCAGCAGGUUGCAAUUGUGGCUCAGGACUUGGCAGCAUUCCACACUGCAUCGUCAGAAAUGGGGCACCAGCAGCACAGCCAACACUUAGUAACCACAGAAACCAGACCUCUGACCUUAGUGGCAGCAUCCAAUGGUACCCAGAUUGCAGUUCAGCUUGGAGAACAGCCAUCUCUGGAAGAAGCCAUCAGAAUAGCAUCCAGGAUCCAACAAGGAGAAACACGAGGGCUGGAUGACUAAUCCCAAGAGCAGUAAAGCCAGAGGAGCCUUUCAUCUUCAGGCAGCAGAGCUCCAGGAAGCCCGGGGCCCAGGAAAAUGGUAACUUUCCAUUCCUCAACACUAUACAUGUUUUUAUGCAAGAGUGGAGAACAUUUUAUUCUUGACACUUUUGUGUAUAUAACCCUUGGAACAGAUUUCCAAAUUGAUUCAUUGUGUACAAGGAAGUAUGAAACUAGGGCAAUCCAGUAAAUUUUCACAUUACUCUUUUAUCACAUUGCAGACUCCUAGAGUUUUUAUGUAAGACAGUGAAGUCUUACCGAGACUUAGGGUGGAUUUUUAACUUACUGUGA